AUGGAGGACAGCGUUGUGCAAACGCAAAACAAUGGCCGAAGAAUUCCGAAGGGUGAACUCGUGCUGAAGAAGUACCGCAUCGAGUUCAAGCUUGGAUCUGGCACAUUUGGCGACGUGUAUCGUGCCGAGGAUAUCGCAACGGGUGUUAAAGUGGCCAUUAAAAUAGAGUCUAAAAUCCCGGCGCCGGGACUGAUUCUUCAAGAGUACAAUCUGUAUUUGGCGCUACAGGGCCAGCAAGGGAUCGCCCAAGUGUAUCUCUGCGAGACGGACGAGAAUCGACAGGUGCAGGUGCUGAUAAUGGAACUGUUGGGGGACUCCUUGGAUUCACUGUUGACGACAUGCGGCAGACGCUUUUCGUUCCCUACCGCUUUGCAGCUGGGCAUGCAAAUGAUCGACAGAAUUGAACUGCUUCACAAGUACGGCUAUGUGCAUCGAGAUAUUAAGCCGCAAAACUUUGUGAUGGGCUGCAACGAAAAGGCCCACAUCGUUCACCUGAUUGAUUAUGGAUUGGCUAAGCCUUUUUGGGACUCAUCCCGGAAACGGCACAUCCCGGAUAAAUUUGUCGGUUCCUUCGUCGGCACUGUUCGCUAUGCGUCGAUUCAUGCACACCAAGGACGAGAGUUGAGCCGUCGAGACGACCUCUUGUCACUCGGAUACAUGCUUGUGAAGUUCAUCCUGGGAUACCUACCAUGGCAGAACAUCAAAGCUUUUUCGAAGGUGGAGAAACUCAAAAAGGUUUACCAGAAAAAACUGUCUUCAACACCCGAAAUUCUUUGCAAGAAUCUGCCAACCGAGAUUUUCAAGUACAUGCACUAUUGCUACAAGUUACGUUACACUACCACUCCCAACUACAAUUUUCUGCGAAACAAUUUUAAAGUUUUAUUGAACCAAUAUCAGUCUCAGAAUGGUGAGCAUGACUUCGAUUGGAUUCAGGAUCAUGACUCGGAAACAAGCGACCAAACCAAUAAGUCGUAG
Molecule: messenger RNA, 975 nt
Organism: Anopheles bellator
Lineage: Eukaryota; Metazoa; Arthropoda; Insecta; Diptera; Culicidae
Product: casein kinase I-like
Exons: 1
Coding region: 1-975 (324 amino acids)
Biological process (GO): endocytosis; peptidyl-serine phosphorylation; signal transduction
Cellular component (GO): nucleus; cytoplasm
Molecular function (GO): ATP binding; protein serine/threonine kinase activity
Source: RefSeq, a predicted model, not a curated record